AUGCAAGUCCUAGUUAUUAUCGAGUUCUGUCUAUUAUUUCUUCUUUCAAAUCUUCGUCGACGAGCUCAAGCUGAUUCAGCUUCAUGUCGUAAACAAGUUGAAUGUUUUGUAUGUGACUCUCGUGAAAUUCAAGCGUGUGAAGAUUCACGAAAUUUUUCUCAAGUUCAAAUUCCCACACGUUUAUGCGAUGACUAUUGUCUAAAAAUGUGGACACGUGAAAAUGAUAGUAUCGCAGGAGAUAAUAAAACAAGUGCAUUACGUUAUGUGCGACGUGAUUGUCAUAAAAUCUUUCAUUAUCACAUCAAAAAAGCUGAAACAUGUUAUAAGCAUAAAAAACACGAUACAGAUUCGUUAUGUUUAUGCGGAUCGGACAGAUGUAAUUCGGCAAUGUUUGUUCCAUAA
This is a messenger RNA of Adineta ricciae, 402 nucleotides long. The record is from the annotation of a GenBank genome assembly. NCBI's taxonomy places the organism in Eukaryota, Metazoa, Rotifera, Eurotatoria, Adinetida, Adinetidae.